AUGGCCCUGAACAUCACGAGCACGGCCAACAUCUCGAGCACCGCCACGUACAAGCUGGUCAAUUCGUGGAGCCAUGGGGCCCUCGCCCUCGAGCCGGGCGUGCCAGACCUGCAGCUGUGCGCCAGAAGCCCCAACAGCAGCGACAGCAACGGCAACUCGACCGUGCCGCUCGAGUUCCAGUUCCGCACCACCGACAACUCCGGGGACUUCAACCUCUGCGCCGCCGUCCACGACCAGACGUACUGCCUCGAUGUCUACAACGUCCAGAAGACGGUGCCGCAUCUGACGCCAUUCGGCUACUAUUCGGGCCAGUAUUGGACCGUGGAGCCCGUCGACGGCGAGGUGCGCUUGUCAAACGAGUGGACGGGGGCUGGCUGGUUCCUUGAUGUCUACGAGGGAUCGUACAAUACGUUUUUGAGCAACGACGCGGAUUAUGCUGGUCACUACUGGACGUUGGAACAGGUGGCCGAGAACGUGGCCCUGCCGCCGAACGCGCCCGCGGUGGAUGAUUCAACGACUGACGGGAGUGCUGGAAGUGGAAAUAGCGGUCUUUCGACUCCAGCCAUUAUUGGCAUCAGCCUUGGAGGAGGAAUCUUCUCGGCCACGAUUGUACUGGUGGCAUUAGCACUCCUAUUCCGGCGGUAUCGCAGAAAAUGCAAGUACGACCGAGAUCGGCUUGCGGCAAUCGAGGCGGCAGAGCAUCCAGCCGACAACAAUCGCCAGCAAUUCAACGCAUCGCCAAAUUCUCAAACUAUCCUGGACCCGAUGGGCAACAGCAAUUCAAACUCCACCAUUUGCGGACAAACGAACCCCCAGACAGCAAAUUGCAACGUCAGCAGCGUCCCAGUCGAGUUGGAAUCCCCUAUGGAAGCGCGUUGUGCUGUCCACCACGGAACAUUAUCAUACUUUCCCCAGCGCAACGGGCAGCAGCCCCGUGGCUCUGUCUACGAGCUCCCAGCGAACUUCGAAAACCUAAUCAGCCCCGUUCCAUCGCCCAAGCCGUCUCACGCUGGCUCGCUCCACCGCCAGUACAACGCCGACGAAAAGGAUCCCACGCUCUUCAACCAACAUAAUCCCCACCUUUCCACGAUGACUACUACCACCAUGUCCUCGACUGUAACCUCAUCCCUACCUACCUCGCCCGUCUCGGCGAGAUCCCGCGCGACGUACCAAACCGCGCGCUGGGAGGAAGUCGUGCCAAACGGCCGCGGCGAGAUCGUAUUCAGCACGAACGGCAUGAUGGCAUCGCGCGCAUCCAGGUCUCUCAACACUCACGCGGGCGCCGGCACCUUUCAAAGCGCCGUCAGCGUCACCUCGGCGCCACGGGAACAACUCCCACAAUACCACCCCCACCAACAAGACCAGCAAAAACGAGACUACCACAGCUGGGCGAACGGCAACACCAAUCCCACGUGGCCAUCGUCGCCGUCGGCUUCGUCGUCGCACACCAGCAGUCCUGUUAACGGGGGAACGGGAACGUGCGGUGUCAACGACUGGUACGCCAACACGGCCUUGAGCGAACUCCACGCCCCGCCGCCAGCGGGAUUCGAAGGCUGGGGAAGCAUCUUCGAGGCCGACGCGGGCGUUGACGGAGACGUUGGCAGGCAGGUGCACGAGGCGGGCGGGCGCGAGGUUUUCCGGAUGGUGGACCUGCCGGCGAGCCCCGACAGGGACGGAAGAGGAGACGGUGAGGUCAGAUGGGCGGAGGCGAUGAGGAGAUGA
Lasiodiplodia theobromae is the source of this 1722-nucleotide messenger RNA. Its product is annotated as Carbohydrate-binding module family 13 protein. NCBI's taxonomy places the organism in Eukaryota, Fungi, Ascomycota, Dothideomycetes, Botryosphaeriales, Botryosphaeriaceae. The transcript is spliced from 2 exons. The coding region runs from base 1 to 1722 and encodes 573 amino acids. The record is from RefSeq and is a predicted model, not a curated record.